Messenger RNA from Oppiella nova, 894 nucleotides. The record is from the annotation of a GenBank genome assembly. Lineage: Eukaryota; Metazoa; Arthropoda; Arachnida; Sarcoptiformes; Oppiidae.
GGACAAACAGUGGACACUCACACAACCACUGCCUCCACAGAGAGUUAACCGUAAUUUAUGUGACAAUAAAUGUUAUUUAGUUUUCAAAAGUUGUAAAUUUAGUUAUAUUUAGUUAUAUUUAUGAGUAAAUUAUAAUUAAACGCUAUUUAAAUGUACAGAAAUGUGUGUCAAGUGUUGUGUAAUACAUGCAAAUCCAAUGGACUGCUAGUGAGGCGCCCAUUGACCACAAACGCCUAUAAUUAUGGUCUGUUUUCAGUGAUCAGUCAGAAGAUAGCCAACUCUCUUGUGGUGAACUCAGCCAAAGAUCAGCUCAUACUAUGGCACGAGUGGACGGGUAUGUCGUGGAGCGCGGAGAUAGCGGUCGUGACGAUCGCCAUCCGGGCGCUCAUCACAUUCCCUCUGACUGUGGGUCAGCACAAGAUAUUAGCCAAAUAUGACGCUCUGAGGCCAGAGCUGAUCCAAUUCGGACAGAGGCUCAAGAAGGAGGUGGACUCCGCUCAGUAUCUGUACAACUGGUCACCCAUUAAGGCUAAACUCAUGUAUAAUCUUAGGAUGAAACAGGAGACCAAACGACUGAUAAUUAGAGACAAUUGUCAUCCAAUGAAGGGCUCGAUCGUAGUGUGGGUUCAGAUCCCCGUUUGGGUGAUCCUCUCGCACGCCAUCAGAAACAUGUCUUUCAUGUAUCCGAUCGCUGACCACAACUCGCAACUCAUUCACAGCCAACUGUCCACUGAAGGCAUACUCUGGUUCUCAAACCUCACGCUAUCGGACCCUUACCUCGUGCUACCGUUCCUCACGGCUGUCGUCAACUUAACUAUAGUUCAGGUGAUUGUCUCGCAACUGAUGGACAAACUCUUUGCCUCACUCUUUGUGUCACCAAAACGUCGACAGUGA